AUGAUUCCUAAGGAAUUUUGUAAAAAGAAUCGAACUAAUGAAAUUGCUCAGCUGUACUUUAUUCGAGAUUAUGGUUUACACCUUUUUAUUAAACUUAUGCUCCGUUCCACCUCCUACAAUGGCUUCGGAGAAGCGCUUACCAGUCAACCGAGGCCUUCUCGUGGAGGAAAUGCCAACCCCUCCAACACAAUGGACCUGAGUUAUGUCACCGAGAGAAUUAUUUCUAUGUGGUUUCCAUCCUCUGCAACACCACAUUCUUAUAGGCAAGGACAACAGCAAGCGUCUCAUAUGCUUAGAAAUAAACAUGGUGAUAAUUAUAUGGUGUUUAAUCUCUCACAACCCAAACGUGCUCUUAGAAACGAACAUAAGCACGUCAAAGAAGUAGGAUGGAUGCCUAAUUUAGCGCCACCUCUGGAGAGGUUAUGUAGCAUUUGUAAAGAAAUUGAGUCAUGGUUGUCAGGUGACCAACAUCGAAUAGCAGUCUUGCAUGCCAGAGGAAACAAGGAUAAACUAGGCGUCAUAGUAUCAUCGUACAUGCAUUACUCCAGCAUAUGUGGCAGCGCCGAACAAGCCUUAGAUAGAUUCUCAAUGCGAAAAUUUUUAGAAGAUAAUGUUGGACCUCUUAUUUUACCUUCCAAUAAAAGAUAUGUUGACUACUUUGCCGGACUACUUUCCCACCACAUCAAAGUAAAUGCUGCACCGAUGUAUCUCACACACGUCACGGUGUUAGGUGCCCCAUCAUUCUAUCAAGGCAUUUAUUCUAUAUCAAGUGGCAUCAGCCAAUUCACAGUGAAUGUCACAGGAGAUGGAAGAAAAGGCUUACAACUUAGAGGAGAUAUUCUCAUCAAAUGUUACCACCGGGGAGAAGUAGGAAGAGAAACUAUUUUUGCUUGUCAGUUCCAUACGUGCGCUGUUUCAGAUCACACCUUGAGUUUUACUAGACAAGAGUUAGAUUUUGCUUGUAACGAUCCUAGAUUUCCCUUGGACGGCGCUGUUGAGCUUCAUUUUUCACCAGGUCCAGAAGGGCGGCAUCCAGUACCGGCUCCAACGCCUGCUGUACCUUUCAUACAUAGUGACGAUCCUGUAACGAGAGCAGAUAGUCCGCUAUUGGAGGAUUAUGAGGACUCAGAAGAAUAUGAUGAUGGGCAAGCCUGCAGUUCGUCCUUUUCGAAUAAAGUUGCAGAUAUUCCAGAUGAAGCCAACGGUAGGGUUACUGCGAUCUGA
Diabrotica balteata is the source of this 1224-nucleotide messenger RNA. The record is from the annotation of a GenBank genome assembly. NCBI's taxonomy places the organism in Eukaryota, Metazoa, Arthropoda, Insecta, Coleoptera, Chrysomelidae.